AUCUCAGACGGGGAGGGGAGAGUCCAGGAAGCCUGUGGGGGAGGAAAUAGUGGAAGCAAGUGGACCGACUGACCGAUUGACUGACUGACUGACUGACGGACUGGCUGGGUGUUUCUCUGAGGAGUGUCUGACUGACAGGAGGAGUGACCAGGCUCUCAGCGUGGCACGAUGGCAGAUGACACGGUGUCGGCCAGCAGUAACAUGGACAUGGAGGACCGGGUUUCACACCUGGAGCAGCGGCUACAGCUGCAGGAGGACGAGAUCCAGCUGCUGAAGGCGGCUCUGGCCGACGCUCUACGCCGGCUGGGUUACUGCGAGGAGCACAACCAGGGGAUGCAACCGGGAGGUUCCCAUGCAGGGAGGAGACCUCUGGCAACUACGGGCUCCGCAGCACCAACCAAAGUGCGUCAGCUGCUGCAGGCUCUUCCCUCCAGACCACUGAGCAACGGCUACGUCCAACAGAAACGCCUCCUUUCCUCCCCUUCAUCUCCAAAGAAAGAGGUGCUGCAGUCCAUUAAGAGAAAGAGUAUGUCCACAGAGCGGCUCACCCUGGUGAGGAGAGAGAUGGCAGCGGAGAGUCGGAGUCGAACCACCUCCUCCAGCAGCUCCUCCGGCGGCAAAAGUAAAUCCAAAGAAUGCACUCUCAAUGCAGAGGACGGCUACGUGAGGAUGUUCCUCCGAGGUCGUCCCGUCACCAUGCACAUCCCCGACCAGCAGAGGGAGAGCUACAGCAUCGACCAGAAGGUGGCUCUGCCGGACCACAAGCUCAAACUGCAGUGGGUAUACGGAUACCGCGGCCGUGACUGCCGCUCCAACCUUUACCUGCUGCCCACAGGUGAGAUAGUAUACUUCAACGCUUCAGUGGUGGUUCUGUACAACACAGAGGAGCAGCAGCAGAGACACUAUCUGGGACACAACGACGAUGUCAAAUGCCUGAGUGUGCAUCCCGAUAUGGUUACCAUAGCAACUGGGCAAGUGGCUGGAAACUCUAAAGAUGGAAAGCUGCUGGCUCCUCAUGUUCGUGUCUGGGACUCUGUGAGCCUCAACACGCUUCAUGUGCUCGGGAUGGGAGUGUUUGACAGGGCGGUCACCUGUGUGGCUUUCUCCAAGUCGAACGGUGGCACCUUCCUCUGCGCCGUGGACGACGCCAACGAUCACAUCUUGUCAGUCUGGAACUGGCAGAAGGAGAAGCAACUGGCUGACGUCAAGUGCUCCAAUGACUCCGUACUGGCUGCUGUGUUUCAUCCCAUGGACACCAACCUCAUUGUCACCUGUGGAAAAUCCCACAUCAACUUCUGGACCAUGGAGGGCAACACUCUGACCAAGAGACAGGGCCUGUUUGAGAAACAUGAGAAACCCAAGUAUGUGCUUUGUGUGGCGUUUGCUGAGAAUGGAGAUGCCAUCACCGGAGACUCCAGUGGAAACAUCUACAUCUGGGCCAAAGGUGGUAACCGCAUCAGCCAGGUGGUGUCGGGAGCCCACGAAGGCGGUAUUUUCUCUGUUUGUGUCCUGAAGGACGGCACCAUGGUGUCUGGAGGAGGCAAAGACCGCAAGGUGGUGCUGUGGGACCACGAUUACAGGAAACAAUCUGAGAUGGAGGUGGGCGACUCGUUCGGUCCUGUUCGGGCUCUGGCUGAAGGUAAACCAGGAGAACUCUUUAUCGGAACCACAAAGAAUGCCAUCAUCAGAGCCGCCUUCCCCGAUACUUUAACUCCUAUCGUACAGGGUCACACAGAUGAACUGUGGGGUUUGGACAUUCAUCCGUCCAUGGAGCAGUUCGUCACCUGCUCACAGGACAAACAGGUUCACCUCUGGGACACCAACUCCCAUCAGCCCCUCUGGAGCAAGACCAUCGAGGAUCCAGGGAGGUCUGCAGGUUUCCAUCCCAGUGGGGCUGUUCUGGCUGUGGGGACCAUGACUGGAAGAUGGUUGGUGCUGGACACCGACACUCGAGAUCUCGUUUCUAUGCACACAGACGGCAAUGAGAUCAUCUCCAACGUCAAGUACUCUCCAGACGGUAACUUCCUGGCUGUCGCCUCCCACGACAACUUUGUUUACAUCUAUGCUGUGACGGAGAACGGCCGAAAGUACAGCCGUGUGGGGAAAUGCACUGGCCACUCCAGCUUCGUCACCCAUCUGGACUGGUCGAAAGACAGCAAAUACCUUGUUACCAACUCAGGAGACUAUGAGAUCCUCUUCUGGGAGGCAUCCAACGGGAAACACGUGACCAACAUGGACACGGUGCGCAACCUGGACUGGGCCACUUCCACCUGCACUCUCGCCUUCAACACCUUUGGAAUUUGGCCAGACGGAGCAGACGGCACAGACAUCAACGCUGUGUGCAGGUCACAUGAUGGAUCCCUGCUGGCCUCUGCUGAUGACUUUGGCAAAGUGCACUUGUUCUCCUUCCCCUGCUCUCAGCCAAGGGCUCCCAGUCACGAGUAUGGUGGCCACAGCAGUCACGUGACCAACGUUGCCUUCCUGCAUGACAACAGUCACCUGAUCUCCACCGGCGGGAAAGACACCAGCAUCCUGCAGUGGGUGGUUGCCUAGACAAUGCCAUCCAUCCAUCUCCACUUACGAUCCCCAUAAACAGGGAUCAGCAUCAUAUCUGACCCCCGUCUCCUCACUGUUUUAACCUCCUGCUACCAGGGGGCAUCACCUCCGCUGUGCCUACUGGAAACAAAAACAAAAAAACAGCAUAACUUGACCAACCCACAGAUGUCACCCCAGAUGAGAUGAGUAUCACUGUAAUCAAUGGAAAUGUACCGCUGUGUGUAUUAAUAGAAUGUAGAGAAAAUGACUUGGUUGCGAAAUCAAUUUCUGCAACUACAGUCCCAGCCUGAUGCUGCAGAUGGCAACCACACAGUAAACCUGUGGUUUUAGCAUUAGUACUCACUGUGCCUAAACUGUAUUUAUUUUAACCCCCUUUAAAGGGAAUUCCAUCUAUUUGAAGAGACAAGUUUGUUACAAGUUUUAGCCCCUUAAUUGCAACGCAUGUGCACUAAAUUUUUGUUAUUAUUUUUUAAUGCAUGCAACAUGGUUAAUGUUGGAGUUAUAUUCAAAUUUAAAUGAUUUAUAUUGUGUUGUUCAUGUAUUGGCUUCCUUUAAUUUCCUUAAGGUGUGGAAAAAAUAGUGGGCAAACGCUUGAGGUAGAUGCAAACUAUAUGCGAACCAGUGAAUUCUGAAUUGGUUUUCAAAAUAAGAGCUUUGAUUUGGAAUAACAGGGUUAAUAAAUGGAAUUUUUCCAUAGUUGAGUGUAUUAGAUUCUUGUGAACGUACACUUUCCUAAAGCCAGGAGUCACAGAAACAAGCCUUCAAACUUGUGACAAACUUGUGUAGAGAUAUCAGAAUAAAACGGGCAACUUUUGUCGAGAUGUGAUAUUCUAAAGUCAGAAAGAGUAUUGCAUGUUUGGAGGGAUAUUUGUCUUUGAGGGUUGGCUAGGGAUCCCUAAAAUGGGUGGUAUUCCCCUUAUAAAUUACUUACUAUAGCCCCAUUGCCUUGCUAUAUUCCACAUUUCCAGCCCUCAGCCUGAUUUCUGAACUCUUUAGGUGCACAUUUGUAAGUAUUGCAGAUUGCUCUAGGAGAUUGUGAACGGUACGAAGUGGCUGUUUUGUCCCGGGCCUUUGUUUCACCUUCUCCCCUUCCCCACCCCAGACUGCUGUGUUAUUGAUUGUACUACUACUACUACUGUAACUGUGCUGAGAAGGCACUAGGUGGCGCUACAGUGCUAGAGAAUGAGCAUGACUGAAGCUGCCCUCCUGUAGAUGCUGUUAAUGUCGCAAAGGUCUCUAGAGUAAAUAUAUAUAUUAUGCAGUAUAUCCGAGUGGCUGUGUUAUUUUAAUAUUUAACUGUAACAACGAUGGAUGUUAUUAUUAUUAUUCUUGUGGCACUUUUAGCGAUUGACAGAGCGGUAAUGUAGGCUGCUGUGCUUUGGAAGUGAGCUUGAUGCUGUGCUUUGCCUUCUUCAGUUUUGUUAAUAAAGUUUUUACCCAAAUACUA
Messenger RNA from Acanthochromis polyacanthus (spiny chromis), 4003 nucleotides. RefSeq names its product EMAP like 2 (gene eml2). Gene Ontology annotation, cellular component: mitotic spindle. Lineage: Eukaryota; Metazoa; Chordata; Actinopteri; Pomacentridae. Gene Ontology annotation, molecular function: microtubule binding. Bases 169 to 2553 code for a protein of 794 amino acids. The record is from RefSeq and is a predicted model, not a curated record. The transcript has 22 exons. Gene Ontology annotation, biological process: microtubule cytoskeleton organization.